This is a messenger RNA of Didymodactylos carnosus, 1881 nucleotides long. The record is from the annotation of a GenBank genome assembly. NCBI's taxonomy places the organism in Eukaryota, Metazoa, Rotifera, Eurotatoria, Philodinida, Philodinidae.
AUGAUCUCGUCCGUUAGACUUCAAGCUGGUCACAUGAGCAGUGGACACCCACGGUUAUUUUAUAAUAUCGUUGAUUUAAUUGGUAAAGCAGCAAUUGCACAAAAAAACAGAACAAUUCGAUCGUUUUAUGGCCUUGGUGGUUUCGAACUUGUGGGAUCGUACGCACGUUUCGUCCACGAUACGCGGGUAUGGGUCACAAAAUCAGCAGCUGAUAAAGAAAAGCUGGUAGAUGCAUUUUACUCGUAUAUACCUGCACAAUCAAAAGAAACAGGCAAAUUCAAUAUUCCAACUAGAGCUGGUUUAAAACCAAGUCGUACAAAUAGAAAGGUUACAUUUGCUACAUUAAAUUUACUUUCUUAUUUAGUUGUCGAAAUACCAUCACCCUUUCUUAUUGGUAAGAUGACUACUAAGUCUGGUCAAGAACCAAUCGAACUAUCACGAUUGGCAAAACAGCUAAACAUACUAGCUAAAUCAGAUUAUGUAUCACAGGUGUCACAUGAUAAAAAUAUGAAAAACUCGAUGGAAUCAAACAGUUGUCUAAACUUAGAACAAAACCUGUCAAUUCAAUUCAAGGUUGUACAUAAUUAUAUUGACGCGGAACAAACAAGUUACGAAGAAAUUGCUGGAAUUGUCUCAAAUAAAGAUGAUCCAGUCAAAGAGCUAUUUAUAUUUCCAACUCGUCCCGUGUCAGUUUGGCCGUCUGACAUGAUCUGGCCGAAUAAUUUACCUUAUAUUGCUCUGUUUCGAACACUUCAUGAAAAGGAACACUCAGCAAGUCUUCAAUGGUUAAAUAUGAGUCGUCGAAAGUUCUUUAUUAUUGUUUGCAGUUGUCAAGCAAUUUAUUAUUGGUUACCUGGAUAUAUUAUGCCAGUUUUAAGCGCAUUUUCAUGGCUGUGUAUGUGCAAUACUAAGAAUAUUCUUCUUUCUCAACUUACCGGGUUCAAUGGAUUCGCGAUUAUUGGUGUACUAAUAUUGAACUGGAGAACGAUUAGAGGACUGUUUGGAUCACCAAUUGUGGUACCAUUCUGGGCUCAUGUUAAUAUUCUAGUUGGUUUCGUCUGUGUUUUUUGGAUUCUUAUGCCUAUUGCUUAUUAUACAAAUUUAGCGGGUUUUAAAUAUUUACCAAUUUCAGUUUAUAAUCCUUCUGCUCAAUUCUUUACAGCAGAUGGAAAUUAUUUCACUGAUGGUCCUAGCAGCAGCCGUCGAGUGCCUAUCUCACCCAUAUUUACCUCUUAUAUUGUGUAUGCAUCAUUUGUUGCACUUGGUGUGCACACAAUUCUCUAUCAUGGAAGAGAUAUUAUUCAACAAUUUCGUACAUCGUUAAAGAACCGAGAAAAUGAUAUUCAUUGUACAUUAAUGUCAAAAUAUCCAGAGGCACCAGAAUGGUGGUAUAUAAUUGUUUUUAUUAUUGCAUUUAUUAUCGCUUGUAUUAUUUGCCAUAUUGAUAAUUACAUGCCCUGGUAUUUUUUGUUUUUAACUACAGUAUUUUCUUUUAUAUUUUUACUCCCGAUUGGAAUUGUUCAAGCAAAAACAAAUCUGUAUAUUGAUACUAGUUUUAUUACUAUAAUUGGUGGCAGUUAUCUGGUGAAAGUCAGUCCUAUUGGUACUGUAACGUUGUCAGUAUUUUGCAAUAGGUCUUUAUUUCAAGCACUUGACUUACUUUCUAAUUUGAAACUUGGACAUUACAUGAAAAUUUCACCACGUGCAAUGUUUACUAUACAACUUGUCAUUACUGCUUUAUCUGCUAUUGUUAAAUAUGCCAUAGGCAAUUAUUUAGUUCACAAUAUUCCACAGUUAUGCAGUAGUAAUAGCACUGACUGGUCUUGUCCUGCGAUAGCAAUAGACAUACUGCCAAUCACCUACGCAUCACAAGGAGGUUAG